UUCCGUACAGUGCCACGUGUCGAAACUGGCACGUGCUAUCCACACUUCUUCGCCUUCAGAUUUCCUCCUCUCAGACUCAGUCCUUCAUUUCUCGUGCAAAACCCAAAAGGAAAAGCAGCAGGAGGAAGGAGGAGGCUAACCCUAAAAUCACUGCAUUUUUUAAAAGGGUUCCAACUUUCUGAAAUCUGUUUCUGUCUGAGUUGAGUCAGCGAAUAGAUGACGACUUCUAUUUUCACAAAUCAUAAGGCUACACCUAUACGCCAUGCCAUCCACUCCGCUGAUGUAUUUAGCCGGAGGAGGAAGUUUUCGCAUCUGCCUUGCAAACUUAAUGUGAAGCAGUCAGUGGAAACUGUCCAAUUAUGGGCAAAAAUUAAGAACACUCGCACUACCACGACUACAGCUUUUGCUACUCCAAACGAAAAUGAUGAAGGUGAAAGAAGCGGUUCGCAUGCUUGUUCCGGUGAGCAAGUGUUUGUGCGUUUGGAAAAUAAUUAUAGUUCCAAUGAUCUGGAUGAGGAAGCUGCUGGUUCUCUUCCGGAGUCGGGUUCAGGAGUCUUUCAGAUGGCCGAGCACUCGGUAAAUCUGGCAAGCCUCCUGGACAAAUUGAAGGCUUUACAUUUGCAUGUAUUAGCGUCAGAGCAGUGGAAUGCAUCUAGGCUGAAAUUAUGUCACAACAAUUACGUGGAGAGUGCAAAAAACUUAAUCCAUUAUUUGGCUUUGAAAUGUCUUGACAUUGAGCCACUCAAAUACGAUCUAGCUUUGAUCAGUCUGCUGAAUUUGGAGAUGGUCAAUUCAUCUGUCCUUGCAAGUCUUACCACAUGCAUUGAACUGUUGGAGAACCUACAGUUGAACUCUUCAAUAACUGGCAAAGAUGUUAGUGCCGGAACUUCCACUCAGGGAAAGCUAUAUCAUCAAACGAAUGGGAAUUUCACAAUAAACACGAUGAGAAUGAAGGCAUGUUUGAACCGAGAGUUAUUAUUGGGACCACUUCAAGGUAGUAGGUGUACACAUAUCAUGACAACCAUUGGAGAAGAAGCUCUUGAGUGUGAAACACUAAUAGCUGAUCUUAUAAAGGCUGGGACCUCAAUAAUUCGAAUAAAUUGUGCUCAUGGAAGUCCUGAAAGCUGGAGUGAGAUAAUCAGAAGAGUAAAAAGGAGUUCUCAAAUGCUGGAGGCCCCAUGUCGAAUUCUUAUGGAUUUAGCUGGUCCAAAACUUCGUACAGAUAAUCUAAAGCCUGGUCCAUGUGUUGUAAAAGUAUCCGCCAAGAAAAAUGCUACUGGAAAGGUGAUUUUUCCUGCACAAGUUUGGCUUUCUCAUAAAGGAGCUGGUGCUCCUCCUCCUCAUCUUUCUCCUGAUGCUGUUCUGUUCAUAGAUGACGAAAACUUUUUUACUGUAGUUAAAGUAGGUGAUACUUUGAGGUUCUUUGAUGCUAGAGGUAAGAAAAGGAUGCUAAAGAUUUCCAGAGUCUUUCAUGUUUUUUCUGGUACUGGCUUUAUGGCGGAGUGUACUAGAACUGCUUAUGUUAGUUCUGGAACAGAAUUAUAUAUUAAGAGGAAGAAAGACAGAUUACCUGUUGGACAAGUAGUAGAUGUCCCUCCUAGAGAGUCGUCUAUCAGACUAAGAGUUGGAGAUUUACUAAUUAUUUCACGGGAUAGUACAUGUGGCGAGGAUAAUUCCUAUGGGCACGCAAGUGGUGCUUAUAGAAUAACAUGUUCAUCGGGCUAUCUCUUUGAUGCAGUCAAACCUGGAGAGCGCAUAGCUUUUGAUGAUGGAAAGAUUUGGGGAGUCAUAAAGGGAACUACUAUUUCAGAGAUUGUUGUCUCAAUCACUCAUGCUGGCCUAAGAGGGACUAAACUUGGAUCCCAGAAGUCCAUCAACAUCCCAGACAGCAAUAUUAGGUUCAAAGGUGUAACUUCAAAGGAUCUAGUGGAUCUUGAAUUCGUUAAGUCUCAUGCAGACAUGGUGGGUGUUUCAUUUAUUAGAGAUACUCGUGAUAUUAUAGUGCUUCGCCAAGAACUGGAGGAAAGGAAACUUCAAAACCUGGGGAUUGUUUUAAAAAUUGAAACAAAAAGUGGGUUUGAAAAGUUGCCCCUCUUGCUUUUGGAAGCAAUGAAAUCUUCAAAUCCUUUAGGGGUUAUGAUUGCCAGGGGAGAUCUUGCUGUGGAGUGCGGGUGGGAAAGAUUGGCUGAUAUACAAGAAGAGAUAUUAUCUUUUUGUAGUGCUGCUCACAUACCAGUUAUUUGGGCAACUCAGGUCCUCGAAUCACUCGUCAAAUCCCGAGUUCCUACCAGAGCUGAGAUUACUGAUGCUGCAAGUGGAAGGAAGGCAAGCUGCGUUAUGUUGAACAAAGGGCGACACAUUGUAGAAGCUAUUUCAACUCUAGAUAAUAUCCUGAACUCGAACUCAAGACAGAUGAAAGCUGAAGUUAAGUCACUUGUUCCAUCCAGCCAUCUUGUUUAGGAAAGUCCGAGUUCUUGCAUUUAGUGGAAUACUGUUAUUGUAUAGUUUGCAGCACUAUCUGAUUUGGAACACCUGAAAGUUCCUUUUUUCUGUCAUGGACCUAAAAAGUAGUAUAUUUUUUUUGGGCUA
Messenger RNA from Gossypium raimondii (Peruvian cotton), 2589 nucleotides. Its product is annotated as plastidial pyruvate kinase 4, chloroplastic. Gene Ontology annotation, molecular function: magnesium ion binding; potassium ion binding; pyruvate kinase activity. The record is from RefSeq and is a predicted model, not a curated record. Gene Ontology annotation, biological process: glycolytic process. Gene Ontology annotation, cellular component: cytoplasm. The transcript has 5 exons. Bases 217 to 2460 code for a protein of 747 amino acids. NCBI's taxonomy places the organism in Eukaryota, Viridiplantae, Streptophyta, Magnoliopsida, Malvales, Malvaceae.